CUGAAAUCGCACCAUCCAGUCACGGGACAUGUUCUAAGCGUUACGCUGCGAUUAUUUUGCAUUGUGUUCACACUGUCGUGUAUACACGAGGGCAGUCACGCGGGGCAAGCGUUACGUCAGACAGCGUUGAGACACGUGACCUGCCACUGCCUUUGUCAGUCGCUGUAAAUACAGAUGUGUAUAGGUUCCUGGUGUAAAUAAACAGCGACAGUGUGUGAUACUGGAUGGUCGCAUCACAAUCACGAUGCCCAAAACAGAAUCUGACGUCCCCAGUGUCCAGUGUCCAGCUUGUGGGGCCAGACAUGUCCCAGUAUCUGGACAGCUGAAUAAUGGUGUAUAUGCUGGUACCUGCUUAAACUGUGGCUUUUCCUUUAAGUUUCGAGCCCAUUUGCCCACUAGCAGCACUGUGACACUCAUCAUCAAUGGAGUACAAAAUACAGUGGGAAAUGAAUACGACCCAGCCACCUCCCUCAAUGAGUAUCUCAGGUCAACAGGUAUAUCUCGUGGUACAAAACAGAUGUGCAUUGAGGGAGGCUGUGGUGUCUGUCUGGUCACUGUGUCAUUUUAUGAACCUGGCAGUACCAGUAAGCAAGUUUAUACAGUCAACUCAUGCCUGGUGCAACUGUACAUGUGUGAUGGAUGGGAAGUAACCACCAUCGAAGGCCUUGGCAAUCCUCAGACAGGACUGCACCCCAUACAACAGCGUCUUGCAGAGUACAAUGGAGUACAGUGUGGCUUCUGUAGCCCUUCCCAGGUUAUGAACAUGUAUGGCCUUCUUCAGAAGAACCCCACUCCCACAAUGCAAGAAGUGGAAGAUGAAUAUGAUGUUACAAUUUGCCGCUGCACAGGAUACAGACCAAUCCUAGAUGCCAUGAAAUCUUUUGCAUCAGAUGCACCUCCAUCUCUGCCCGGUGGCAUGAUUGAUAUAGAGGAUUUGAAUCCUAACAAAAUAUGUAAGACGACAGGCCAGAAAUGCACUGGCCGUUGUGAUUCAAAGGGAAAUCAAAAAAUGAAGUGUGCAAGCAGUGUUGCAUCAGGAGUAAAGCCACUUCACAUUGUGGGUCAGACAGCUCAGUGGUUUAAACCUACAGCACUGGUGGAUCUUUACUCGCUUCUUAGCCAGUACCGUUCAGCAAACUACCGCCUAGUGUUUGGCAACUCUGGGUUUGGUGUGUAUAAAGAAAUUGGACCAUGGAUGUAUGAUGUCCUGAUUGAUAUUCGGGGCAUACAGGACCUAUAUCGCAUGAGUUCCUCUCCCAUCAUUCUGGGAGGAAAUCUGAGUCUCCGAAAGCUGCAGAACUUUUUUGAAGGAGGUGACCAAGUUUCUUCCAACUCGUAUUUUCCUGUCUUUGCAAACCACCUGAAGAAAGUGGCCACAACUACUGUUAAAAAUCUGGCCUGUUGGGCAGGCAACUUGAUGCUGAAACACAAACAUCCUGAAUUUGUGUCAGAUGUCUUUACCUUGCUGGAGACUGUCGGUGCCAGGCUUCAGAUUGGUGAUGGAAAUGGGAGUAGCAGUCAGUACAACUUAAGUGACUUCCUCAACCUUAACAUGAAUGGCAAGGUCAUUGAGGCAGCUUACCUUCCUUCCUACACAGAUGACAAUAACUACAUCAGAACCUAUCGCACCUCACAACGUCUGCAGAACAGUCAUGGGUAUGUCACAGCUGGUUUUAACCUGAAAUUGGACAGAAGCAAGAAUUAUACAGUUUUAGAGAAACCAUCACUCAUUUUCCAGGGAAUCAAUGCCUCACUGAAUCAUGCUGAGAUCACCGAAGGAUUUCUCUUUGGAAAACAGCUUGGUGACCCUCAGGUUCUCAAAGAUGUCUUUACUUCACUGAGCAAAGAGCUUGUACCAUCUUCUGACCCAAUACUUGCUUCUCCAAAUUAUCGCAAGAACCUGGCACUAGCUUUCUUUUACAGGUAUGUCCUUGAUGUGUGUGGAGACCAAGUCAUGGAGAGAUUUAAGAGUGGUAGCACGCCUUUAUUGCGACCUGUUUCAUCAGCAACUCAGACAUUUGAUACACGCAAAGAGGAGUGGCCUUUAGAUGAACCCAUGCCGGCAAUUGAUGCCACUUACAAGGUAUCAGGGAUGACUCGAUACUUAGAUGACAUCCCAUUGGAGCAAGGAGAGCUAUUUGCAGCAUUUGUUUUGAGCACCCAAGGGAAUGCUCGAGUUUCCUCUAUGGAUCCAUCUGAUGCUCUAGCUAUGUCUGGUGUUUACAAGUUCAUUCAAGCUUCUGACAUCCCAGUAGGUGGGAAGAACAAUUUUGCUGUGUAUGCAGGAACACCAGAAGAGAUUUUGUGCAGUGGUCAGGUGAUGUAUGCUGGACAACCUCUUGCUAUCAUUGUGGCAGAUGACCCUCUAACAGCAACUACAGCAGCUUCAAUGGUCAAAGUAACAUACACAGAUGUACAGCUACCUCUGAUUGACAUUUAUGCUGCAAUACAGAAAAAGUCAUUUUUUCCAAAUGGUCCUUCUCCUUUGGUAGUUGGUGAUCCAGACAUGGCUAUUGCUCAGUCUGCACGGCGUGUGGUGGGGUCAGUGCAGGUUGGUGAACAAUAUCAUUACUACAUGGAGACACAAGCAUGUAGGUGUGUUCCCAGUGAUGAUGGUGGAAUACUUGUUCAGCCAUCCUCACAGUGGAUUGACCAGACUGCUGCAGGUGUCUCCGCUGUCUUGAACAUCCCACAAAAUGCGGUGACUGUUGAAGUCAAACAUCUUGGAGGAGCAUUUGGAGGCAAAAUUUCACGUAACUUUCUUGUUUCUGGAGCAUGUGCGCUAGCAGCACAUAUAAUGAAAAGGGCAGUUCGCAUGCGACUGGACAUGCAAAGCAAUAUGCAUGCUAUUGGCAGACGAAAUGUGUAUGUGGCAAAUUAUGAGGUUGGUUUUACAGAUGAAGGCAAACUGAAUGGCAUUAUAAUUGAUAUCUAUGAUGACAUGGGCUGGAACAACAAUGACUCUGGAGGUUUUGGACUGGAGGGCUGGCUAGACAAUGUUUACUCCUGUGAGAACUGGAGAAUGACUAGUAUAGAUGUUAAGACAAACAAGCCAGCAAUGACAUCAUGCAGAGCGCCAGGUACUGUAAGCCUUAGUUGUGCUCUACUUAGCAUGAAUGUAUGGACAUGAGAGAUUGAGGGGCAGCAAAGCAUUUCUUCUUUUAUUGUACCAGAUGACAUGACCAUGGGAAAUAAUGGGUUACAUUUUCUCUUUAACCAUCAAAAAAAGUAUCUCCCUGACAGUGAUCGAGCUAGCAUGUAUGUGCCUGGUGUGCAGAGCACUCCACUAGUCAAGUGAGCAACUGCCUUGCAGCAGCGUAAAAGGUCAAACACAAUUCUACUACACUAUAGUUUCCUCGAUGGUUACUGUGGGGGUAACUGCUCUUACCACUUAGUUCUGAAAGCAUGUGCGAAAAGGGGGACUCCUUGUCCAAUAUGGAAAGCCUUGGUGCCCCACUUGGCUGUCCCACCUACAUGAUGGCAAAGUACGGAUUGUAUCAGUCUAUCGGAUGCCAUCAGAAAAGCUAAUGUAACUCUUUAUCUCCUAUGUUAAGUUUCGAAGAAAGAGAAUUCACUCUCAAAAUUUCAAGUCUUCAUUCCUAUAUUUUAGGAUAAUAGACUUCAGUAUAGUUGCCAAAUAGUCCAAUUCAAUUCUUGUUUUCUUUAUAAACAAAGUAUUGCGCUUAUAACAAGACUAUCAUUGUUGCAGCA
Messenger RNA from Pomacea canaliculata, 3711 nucleotides. Its product is annotated as xanthine dehydrogenase-like. Bases 245 to 3130 code for a protein of 961 amino acids. NCBI's taxonomy places the organism in Eukaryota, Metazoa, Mollusca, Gastropoda, Architaenioglossa, Ampullariidae. The transcript has 24 exons. The record is from RefSeq and is a predicted model, not a curated record. Gene Ontology annotation, molecular function: 2 iron, 2 sulfur cluster binding; oxidoreductase activity; FAD binding.